Magnolia sinica is the source of this 1457-nucleotide messenger RNA. RefSeq lists its product as uncharacterized. Gene Ontology annotation, molecular function: aldose 1-epimerase activity; carbohydrate binding. The transcript has 5 exons. Lineage: Eukaryota; Viridiplantae; Streptophyta; Magnoliopsida; Magnoliales; Magnoliaceae. The record is from RefSeq and is a predicted model, not a curated record. The coding region runs from base 132 to 1214 and encodes 360 amino acids. Gene Ontology annotation, biological process: beta-D-galactose catabolic process via UDP-galactose, Leloir pathway; glucose metabolic process.
GCAUAUCUCCUUUUAAAUGUCUUCCUCGUCUCUCCAACCUUCUUCCUGUGUACAAGAUCAUAUCUUUCCUGGCUAUUCCUCUCUUACAAUACAAUCUUAAUCUUGGUACCCAAGUUUGUUCUACGGUCGAUAUGGCUAAAGCCCAUUUGAUGGUGGGCCUUUUUAUCUUUGCAUUUGCUCUCAUUGAUUUGUCUGUUGCCACCAUCCCAAAGAAAUCAGUUGGAGUGUAUGAGCUUAAGAAAGGGAAUUUUUCUGUAAAAGUCACUAACUGGGGAGCGAUUGUAAUCUCAGUCAUCCUCCCUGAUUCAAAAGGGAAUUUGGCUGAUGUUGCUCUUGGAUAUGAUACGGUUGCUCAAUACCUUAAUGAUACCACGUAUUUUGGUGCGAUCGUAGGGCGGGUUGCGAAUAGAAUUGCUGGGGCCCAGUUUAGCUUGAACGGCACUCGAUAUAGAUUGGUCCCUAAUGAAGGAAAAAACAUGCUUCAUGGUGGGCAUAGAGGAUUUAGCAAAGUUAUUUGGACGGUUAAAGAUCAAAAGCAUGGGAAGUUUCCUUACAUCACAUUCACUUAUCAUAGCUUCGAUGGGGAACAAGGAUUUCCUGGCGAUCUGGACGUCUCGGUAACCUACAAGCUUGUUGGAGACUACGACAUGAGCGUGAUCAUGAAAGCGAAAGCCAGAAACAAGCCCACCCCAGUCAACCUCGCUCAGCACACAUACUGGAACCUCGACGGCCACGACAGCGGUGAUAUCCUAUCCAACACCGUCCAACUCUUCGCCUCUCACUACACUCCUGUCGACAAGGCCCUGAUUCCCACGGGCCAGAUCAUCCCAGUCAAUGGCACGCCUUACGAUUUCCUCCAACCGGACACGAUUGGCCGUCGGAUCAGUGACCUCCCAAAUGGGUAUGACAUAAACUAUGUAAUCGACUCGAUGGGCCAGAAUGGUAACAUGAAGAAGGUAGCCUAUUUGAAGGAUGGAAAGUCUGGUAGGGCCAUGGAGCUGUGGACCAAUGCACCUGGUUUACAGUUUUACACUAGUAACUCUCUAAAGGGCGUGGUGGGGAAAGGUGGGUACGUGUAUGGACCCCACGGUGCAGUCUGUUUAGAGACACAAGGAUUCCCAGACUCUGUAAACCACCCCAACUUUCCUUCUCAGAUUGUGAAUCCAGGGAAGGUGUACAAGCACUACAUGCUUUACAAGUUCUCAUUUCAUUAGGGACAUGGUGUGCACCGAGAGUCUGUCCACAUUCAUCUCCUGCCAUUCAAUAAUGCUGGGCGGGAAUCUUAACGCAUAAUUAGAAAAAGGGCUUUUGGAAAUUCAAAUUUUCAAACGCUUUCUAGGUUCCAGCUGAGCAUAUACAUGCGUGCGCCAACUCUCGGUGUUCCCUGUGCGCAUUUCGAUUUUGUAAUAUUUGUACGUGGGAUUAUCGUAUCUGGUAUCAUACUGUUAUUUCUAGUU